AUGGGGAGCCCACCAGCCAAGAUGAAGUUUUGCCCCAUCCACAUGCUUUCUGUAAGAAUCAUACAAGCUAAGAACAUCAAGUCAAGAGACCUGUGGACAGUUCCACUUUCCUGCCAAAACCUUGCGGGGCAAUGUUAUUCACUGCUUGAUACCAGUCUGAAGUAUUUAGGCAUCUUGGGCUGCAGUAGACAUCUUCAGUCAAGUCCAGACUCCAGCUCUGAAAGACAUCACCUUGGAGAUUUCCUUUCACACCGUUGUCAAGCUUCACAAAUGACUGCAUCAGACUGCUAUGUGCGCUUGUGGCUGCCAUCUGCUUCAAAUGGAAAGCUUCAGACCAAAACCAUCAAGAAUUCUGACAACCCUGUCUGGAACGAGACUUUCUACUUUAGGAUCCAGAGAGAAGUUGAGAACAUUUUAGAAUUGGCAGUGUGUGAUGAAGAUCCACUCACCAAAGAUGACAUGCAGUUCACAGUUCUUUUUAAUGUUGCUAGAAUCAGACCUGGGGAGACACUCCGUGAGAUAUUUGCUUUGAAAUCAGAGAAAGAGAGGUGCACUAAGAAAUGGGAAAGUUUGGAAGUGGAAUUCUGGAUGGAAAGAAUUCCUGGCCCUCCAGAGCACCUCAUUACCAAUGAUGUCCUAGUGUCCCGUGAGGUUUGCUGCUUGGAAGUGCAAGUGGGCAUUAAUGAAAGCAGGAAAUAUUUGAAAGAGGGUAAAAAUCUCGUGCUUACGGUGCCUGCAUCUCAUGAGGGAACACAGAAAACUACAGAGGACACAGAUACUUUCUACUUUCAUUGCGUGAAGGCUUGGGAGCCAGUUCUAAAAGUCAGGCUGCAGAAAGUUUCUGAUAAGGAAGAUGACAAUAGCAAUUUAAGUGACACCUUAACAGUACCACUGAAAUUUCUCCCUGUUGGACAUAAAGUGAAAGUAACCCUCCCUGUAAGACAUAAUGUGCCACUGCAGUUGUACCUCCAACUAAAUGAUUGCACAGAAAAACUAGAUGUACGCUUAGGGUAUGAUCUUUGCCGAGAAGAGCAAGAAUUCUUGCAAAAAAGGAAGAGAGUGGUUGCCAGUGCUCUGAAAAGGGUUCUUCAUCUGGAAAGAGAUCUACAUGGACAUGAGAUCCCAGUAAUAGCUGUUAUGGCAACAGGCGGAGGCCUCAGAGCAAUGUCAGCUAUGUUUGGCCACCUCUUGGCUCUUCAGAAGCUAAAUCUGUUGGACUGUGUUACCUAUAUCACUGGGGCUUCUGGCUCGACAUGGACCCUAGCAGACCUGUAUGAGCAUGCUGACUGGUCACAGAAGACUCUGGAGGGGCCACUUAAGGCAGUAAAAGAACAAGUGACAAAAUGCAAGCUCAACCUUAUGUCUAUAGAGCAUCUGAAGUAUUAUCACAAGGAACUCGCUGAAAGGGCAAAAGCAGGACAUGUGUCAUCUUUUACAACUCUGUGGUCGCUUGUUCAGGAAAUGUUCUUACAUGAACGGCCAAGAAAGUACAAACUCACAGACCAGCGCAAGGCAUUGGAGCACGGGCAAAACCCGUUGCCUUUCUAUGCAGUCCUCAAUGUGAAAGAGGAAAAGUUCAGUACUUUCAAAUUUAGAGAGUGGGCGGAGUUCUCUCCUUAUGAGGUGGCCAUACCAAAAUACGGAGCCUCCAUUCGUUCAGAAUAUUUUGACAGUGAGUUCUUCAUGGGAAGGCGAGUGAAGAAGCUGCCAGAAUCUCGGAUCUGCUAUCUGGAAGGUCUUUGGACAAACAUCUUUACUAGGAAUUUGCUGGAUGGCUUAUACUGGUCCUCAAAUUCAAAUGAAUUCUGGGAACGAUGGGCCAAAGAUAUGGUAGAUAUAGAAAAACAUUCCCCUGAGGAUGAUGUCACUAUCAUCGAGCCUCCGUCUUGUUUGUCAGGGAAGUUGUAUGAAAUGUUUCAGGACAUUAUGACCAAGCGUCCACUACUGGGAAAGUCUCAUAACUUCCUGAGAGGCUUAGAAUUUCAUAAGGAUUAUAUCCAUCAGAAAAAAUUUAUUGAAUGGAAAGACACUGUGCUGGACUCUUUCCCUAACAAUCUGACACCGCUGCAGAAAUAUCUUUGCCUGAUAGAUGUUGGCUAUUUCAUCAACAGCAGUGGUGCAGCACUUUUCAAGCCAGAGAGGAAUGUAGAUGUCAUUAUCUCACUUGAUUAUGGUUUGGGGAAUGUGUUCAAGCAAUUAGAGAUGACAUACAAAUAUUGCAAGAUACAGAAAAUCCCAUUCCCCAAAGUGGAGAUAAGUAAAGAAGAAGAGAAGAACCCAAAGGAAUGUUACGUGUUUUCAGAUGCAGAGGACCCCAGAGCACCCAUAGUAAUCCAUUUCCCCCUGGUGAAUGACACCUUUAAGGAAUUCAAGGAGCCUGGGGUAAAGCGCUGCCUCUCAGAGAUGGAAGAAGGCAAAGUAAAUCUGGAGAACAACUGCUCACCCUAUUACCUCAUUAGGCUAAUCUACUCCUCUGAAAAUUUUGACAAACUUGUGAACCUGAGCAAAUACAACAUCCUCAAUAACAAAGACCUGCUCCUCCAGGCAAUUCGGAGUGCCGUGGAACAGAGGAGAAGCAGCAGGACUGGGAUUUUCCCCAGCCACUCUGGAGCUGGAUACCCCUAG
Gymnogyps californianus (California condor) is the source of this 2625-nucleotide messenger RNA. Its product is annotated as cytosolic phospholipase A2 beta-like. Gene Ontology annotation, biological process: glycerophospholipid catabolic process. The record is from RefSeq and is a predicted model, not a curated record. The transcript has 21 exons. The coding region runs from base 1 to 2625 and encodes 874 amino acids. Lineage: Eukaryota; Metazoa; Chordata; Aves; Accipitriformes; Cathartidae. Gene Ontology annotation, cellular component: cytosol. Gene Ontology annotation, molecular function: calcium-dependent phospholipid binding; calcium ion binding.